Molecule: messenger RNA, 463 nt
Organism: Eruca vesicaria subsp. sativa (arugula)
Lineage: Eukaryota; Viridiplantae; Streptophyta; Magnoliopsida; Brassicales; Brassicaceae
Source: the annotation of a GenBank genome assembly
AUGAAGAACAACAAGGACCAAAAUGUGGAGAUGAACAAGAGAGAAAGAGAAGAGGCAGAGGAAGAAGAGAGGAAGAUUGAUACGUUCUUUAAGCUUAUCAAAACUUAUCAAGAAGCACGAAAACGAAGAAGGGAAGAGUUAACUGGGAACUCCGGCGAGGCGAGGAAGAAAUGGAACGGCGGAGAGAGAUCAUGCGUUGUAGUCCCGGCAUUUCUUCCGGAAGAUUUCUCUCAGUGCCGUAUGGAUUUGAAGCCAGUGAUGGCUGUCUCGGAGCACAAGAAAGAUAAUGCCAAGCUGAAAGAAGAAGAAGAAGAAGAAGUAGAGAAGGUGGGACAAGAAGAGAAGGGUUUAGAUCUUAAUCUUGCAUUGUAGUACAUUAAUCUUUUUUUUCUCAUUUUCUUUUGGUUCCUAAUUUCUCACUUGAUUUGGGACUUGACUUAUAAAUAUUUCAAUUUAACUCAAU